AUGGAAGAGGUAGACACAGUAGAAACUAAAUACAACGACUCCAUUGCUAUCAAAGACUACUCGACAUCAUUCAACUUAGUGGACAACGAUUCCACGCCCGAUAUACGAAAUUUAAAAUACAAGACAAAUACCGACCAUCUAAACUGUCCCAUUUGCCAACAGCCGUUCAUAACUCCACUAACAACGAUAUGUGGACACACCUUUUGCAAAGAAUGUAUAUUGGAAUUUGUGAAAUCUUUAAGGAAUGGGACCAACAAUAACUCUGCUGGCCAUUGCCCCCUUGAUAGAACCCCUAUUGACCCAGCUAAUACCAAUGACUUAUUCCCCACACCACUAAUUGUGACCAACCUAGUCGAUGACUUGAAAGUGUACUGUUUAAACAGUGAACGUGGAUGUGACUGGUCUGGCAGCCGAUGGGAAAUUGAUCACCAUGUAACGGAACUAUGUCCAUACACAGGAGUAAAAUGUGGUGGCCAAAGAGACAAUAACAAAGAAUGUGAUUUAAUUGUUGAGAGAAGAUUUUUCAAAAAUGUUGAAACAAACGAAUGUAUACACAAGAUAUUCAAGUGCGGGUUUUGCGAAGCAGAGUUGACUAAGAUAAAUGAAGAGGAGCAUCUUGAGCACGAAUGCUUGUACAAUUACAAAACGUGUGAGUUAUGUGGCAAUGAUUCGAUACCAGAAAAAAAUAUGGCGAAACAUCAGGAAAAUUGCUUGAAAAUGGGCAAAGUAAAGUGUCCUGCACAUGAGAUUGGAUGCAAAUGGGUCGGUUCAAAUGAAACCUCUUUGGAAAUACAUCUUCAAAAUGGAAACUGUCAAUUGAAUCAAUUUCUACCCUUUUACACAACAAUGAAUGAAAGAAUGAUUAGUUUGGAGCUGGAAAAUCUGUUUCUACAAAGACAACUACAUAAAAUAUUGGAUUCUAUAAUUCAAGGCAAAGUGACAAACCUAGGGUACAACGAAGGCUUAGAAGAAAUUAACAAAUACUCUGGUGGAGAGGACCAAGAUAAGCUUAUUUAUCUCAACUUUGAACUAGAUCGUCUCAAAUUUGAGAUCAAUGAAAAGCUAAUUCCAUUUAUGAACAGGUCAAAGAUUAAUGAUCAAGAAAAUAUGAUUAAAAAUUUGGUUAAUGACAAUUUCAUGAUGCGAGAAGAUAUGAAUCUACAGAGAAUGAUGAUCAAUAGUUUAAGAAAGCAGUUACAAUUUAUGCUUUUUUCUAGAAAUAGGGGGGUCGGAGUUGGAAACACAAUACCUAGCGCAAUGCACAGUGAUGAUUUCAGUUCCGAUUUAUAUGAACUCGAGUCAAGAAGCAGCUCAGAAGAAAGGUUUAAUCUAAAAUUGUAA
Messenger RNA from Lodderomyces orthopsilosis Co 90-125, 1341 nucleotides. RefSeq lists its product as uncharacterized. NCBI's taxonomy places the organism in Eukaryota, Fungi, Ascomycota, Pichiomycetes, Serinales, Debaryomycetaceae. The record is from RefSeq and is a predicted model, not a curated record. The transcript has a single exon. The coding region runs from base 1 to 1341 and encodes 446 amino acids.